UCCCGCGAAGCCGCGAGUUUCCGCAGGGAGGCGGCGGCGGCAGCUGCGGCCGGGCCGGUCUGCAGUCUGUGUGCAGAGUCAACAUUACUCACAGUAAAAGUGAAGCCUUUUCUCUAUUUGCCCAAAAUGAGUGUGACGUGGUUAGCCAGACCAGGAGCUCAACCUCAUGUAGAGUCCAGCCUACUGCUCUGAUGCCGAAGGGGAGGCAGAAAUUGCCACACUUGGACGCCCCCCUGGGCCCGCCCACCUGCCUCUGGCUGGAAUUAGCUGGGCUCUUCUUUCUGGUUCCCUGGGUCAUGGGCCUGGCAGGAACAGGUGGGCCUGCUGCCCAGGGUCCAGGGGGACUAAGUUGGGCUGUGCAUCUAGACAGCCUGGAAGGUCAGGGGGAGGAAGAGACUCUAAAGCAACAGGCAGAUGUCUUGGCCCAGGCAGCAGGGCUGGUGAAUGCCGGACGCAUUGGAGAGCUCCAGGGGCACUACCUCUUUGUUCAGCCAGCUGGGCACAGGCAGGCCCUGGAAGUGGAGGCCAUCCGGCAGCAGGCAGAGGCUGUGUUGGCCAGGCAUGAAGCUGUGCGCUGGCACUCAGAGCAGAGGCUGCUAAAGCGGGCCAAGCGCAGCGUCCACUUCAAUGAUCCCAAGUACCCUCAGCAGUGGCACCUGAAUAACCAGCGGAGCCCCGGCAGGGACAUCAAUGUGACAGGUGUGUGGGAGCGCAAUGUAACUGGACAAGGAGUGACAGUGGUGGUUGUGGAUGACGGAGUGGAACACACCAUCCAGGACAUUGCACCCAACUAUAGCCCUGAGGGUAGCUAUGACCUCAACUCUAAUGACCCUGACCCCAUGCCCCACCCGGAUGUGGAGAAUGGCAACCACCACGGCACGAGAUGUGCAGGAGAGAUUGCAGCUGUGCCCAACAACAGCUUCUGUGCAGUGGGAGUGGCAUAUGGGAGCCGCAUAGCAGGUAUCCGGGUGCUGGAUGGACCCCUCACAGACAGCAUGGAGGCCGUGGCGUUCAACAAGCACUAUCAGAUAAAUGACAUCUACAGCUGCAGCUGGGGACCAGACGAUGAUGGGAAGACAGUGGAUGGCCCCCAUCAGCUUGGAAAGGCUGCCUUACAACAUGGGGUGAUUGCUGGUCGCCAGGGCUUUGGAAGCAUCUUUGUGGUAGCCAGUGGGAAUGGAGGCCAGCACAAUGACAACUGCAACUAUGAUGGCUAUGCCAACUCCAUCUACACAGUCACCAUAGGUGCUGUGGAUGAGGAGGGACGGAUGCCUUUCUAUGCAGAGGAGUGUGCCUCCAUGCUGGCAGUCACCUUCAGUGGAGGGGACAAGAUGCUCCGAAGCAUUGUGACCACUGACUGGGACCUUCAGAAGGGCACUGGCUGCACUGAGGGCCACACAGGGACCUCAGCUGCAGCACCUCUGGCAGCUGGCAUGAUAGCCUUAAUGCUGCAGGUACGGCCCUGCCUUACAUGGCGUGACGUUCAGCACAUCAUUGUCUUCACAGCCACCCAGUAUGAGGAUCGCCGAGCAGAGUGGGUCACCAACGAGGCAGGCUUCAGCCAUAGCCACCAGCAUGGUUUCGGCCUGCUCAAUGCGUGGAGACUCGUUAAUGCAGCCAAGAUCUGGACAUCUGUCCCUUACUUAGCUUCCUACGUCAGUCCCGUGUUAAAAGAGAACAAGGCUAUUCCGCGGUCCCCCCGCUCCCUGGAAGUCCUGUGGAAUGUCAGCAGGAUGGACCUGGAGAUGUCGGGGCUGAAGACCCUGGAACAUGUGGCAGUGACAGUCUCCAUCACUCACCCACGACGCGGCAGCUUGGAACUGAAACUAUUUUGCCCCAGUGGCAUGAUGUCCCUUAUCGGCGCCCCCCGCAGCAUGGACUCGGACCCCAAUGGCUUCAACGAUUGGACCUUCUCCACUGUGCGAUGCUGGGGGGAAAGAGCAAAAGGGAUCUACAGACUCGUUAUCAGGGAUGUGGGAGAUGAGUCAUUCCAGGUCGGCAUCCUCCGGCAAUGGCAGCUGACCUUAUAUGGUUCUGUGUGGAGUCCAGUAGACAUCAGGGACAGACAAAGGAUGUUAGAAAGUGCCAUGAGUGGAAAAUACCUGCACGAUGGCUUCGCUCUGCCCUGCCCACCUGGGCUGAAAAUUCCUGAGGAAGUUGGUUAUACCAUCACCCCUAACACCCUUAAGACCCUGGUGCUGGUAGGCUGUUUUACCAUCUUCUGGACCAUUUACUACAUGCUGGAAGUAUAUUUGAGCCAUAGGAAUGUGGCUUCUAACCCAGUUUUUAGGAGUGGACCCUGCCACUGGACCCGGAGGAGCCGAAAAGCCAGGGAGGAGGGGACAGAACUAGAAUCCAUGCCACUUUGUAACAGCAAGGAUCUAGAUGGAGUAGAGGCAGAGAGCAGGGACCCUCCUGCCACCUCUGGCCUCCUUGCCCCAGACUUGCUGGAUCAGGGGGACUGGAGCCCAUCCCAGAAUGGCAUGAGUGCUCUGGACUGCCCUCAUCAGCAUCAACCUUUAGAUCUGCUUCAGGAGAAGGAGGAGCAGAUCUGCUGACAUUGGGAUCUGACACAUUCAAUGCGGGAUAUGCUCUUCCUUCCCAAAUUGGGGAAGCUUGGAAAAUUGCUCUCAACUAUUGGAGCUCUGGGGAGAAAGCAGUCCUGAUGCUUACAUCUGGAAUCUGAGGCCCAAACAGCAUCCUGUGACUCUGCUCAAGAGAGGUUGAGGGCCUUUGUAAGGUAUAAGUGGCAGAGGAUUCGUGCCAGAGAACCGUCUGGCAAGAGCCUCAGGAUCUUCCUCCAACUGAACAGGAGCUUUUGGUGAGAAGGUAUUGGAUGAGGAGUUGGUGCCUCCACUGGGCAAGCCUCCAUCCUCCUGUCUCUUGGGCAAGCCAGUCGUCAAGGUCACAGGGACCCCAACCCACGCGUGGGUUGAGAAGGUGCCUGCCAUGGCCAGGAGAACAUCUCAACAGAAACAUCACAGGGGUCACUUGGGAAAAGGGCUUAGGAGUAGAGGCUGGGAAGAGCCCCAGGCCAUGCCUGUCCUGAAAGCAGCUGCCUCUAUUAUCCCUUCCCUGGACGACUCAUCAGAAGCCAACCUUGAACAUACCCCUGACUCCUUCAGCAUCACUCCUCCCCCACCUUUAUCAUUCUCAAGGAUUGGUACGAUCCUCCUGGCACAGCUGGGGAUGGGCACGGCUCCCCAGGGCCUGUGCUGCUUCACUAAGGAAUUCUGUGGCAGGGCUGCAGAGCAGAUGUCAGACACAUGAGUUUUAGGAGACAGCCUUGGGAGCCACUGCCCCUCCAGCCCUACAACCACCCUGUCUUCCUCAGCAAAAUGCUCAGGGAAAUGGCCUUCACCCCGGGAGGCCAGCUGUCUGCCUGACAGGCUGUGACUUUUCCUCCCAUUCUCAGCCUCCUCCCCUCUUCUGAGCUAGUUGGUUGAUUUGAAUUUUUUUAAUGCUUAAAAUUUGGUUUUUCACAGCCAUCUUUUGUUGAAUUUUUUCUGCACAGCUUUUCCAAAAUAAAAACCUUCCAAACA
Cynocephalus volans (Philippine flying lemur) is the source of this 3542-nucleotide messenger RNA. RefSeq names its product proprotein convertase subtilisin/kexin type 7 (gene PCSK7). The record is from RefSeq and is a predicted model, not a curated record. Lineage: Eukaryota; Metazoa; Chordata; Mammalia; Dermoptera; Cynocephalidae. Gene Ontology annotation, biological process: protein processing. Gene Ontology annotation, molecular function: serine-type endopeptidase activity. Gene Ontology annotation, cellular component: trans-Golgi network; Golgi membrane. The transcript has 17 exons. Bases 192 to 2558 code for a protein of 788 amino acids.